GUUCGAUCCACACAAACCGCAUUCUUUUUUCCUUUUGUUUAUGGCGACAUCUCGUAGGCGCCUACUCUUAUGCUGCGAUUUUCUUUGCGUACCGUUGAGACAUGGCUCCUCAAGUACCUGUUCAUUGGUGAUGGCGUUAAGACUCUUGGUCCCCGGCUGCCCUCAAGCUGACAGUCUGUAUAGUUGAGGUCAUAUCGCCGUAUGACAAUGAACAAAAGACCGCGGCAUUUGUCAUUUCUUUAUGUACACAAUAUGACAAUUGAACGUGCUGAAUGGGUAGGUUGUCGGAGCCUUGCUUACGCCAAGAGAUCCUUCCGCUUCAAUUUUCUCUGCUGACAGGCUCGGGAGAUUAGCAGAACCCACCUAGCGCGACAACGUCAACGAUGUGCCGAGCCUUAUCAGAUUGAACUAAAGAUUGUUGUUUGUUCGCGAGUGCCCAAACAAACAACUGACGUUGACUUUCCUCGAUUAGCUUUCUCUCCCUACAUUCGUCAUUGGCGCUACGUUGAAUCGAGCCCGUCAACGUUGCACAGCACAAACAAGGCCUUGUUGCGGUGUCGCCCGAUGAUGACACGACAAAAGCUGAUUGAUUAUCAAAAGGAUCAAUCGUGAAAUUAAAUCUCAAGGAUCUUGAUCGACGGAUACUUCCGCCUCCGUCUCCGUCUCCGUCCGCUGGGAUCUGUACCCCUGCAGCCUCCACUUCACAUCACUCUAUAUCACGCUGAGAUUUCCCAUCCGUGUACUGCGAACUCAUGGACUUUGCUCAAACUCCUCUUGUCAACCAGUCGAAGCGCUUCGGAGCAAAGAUGAAGUCUCUUCUUGGUCCUCUACUCCUCGGCGCGUCGCGCCUUGCAACCGCGACAAAUGGUGCUGAUUCGCUGGUUGCCCGUGCAGAAUCAUCGCUGAAGUGGGAGCCUUGUAAGCUCGAUCUUCCCGAUGCGGCAAAGGAACUGUUGAAGGCUGGUGAUUGCGCGACUAUUGAAGUUCCGCUUGAUUAUACGGAUAAAAAGUCGGACAAGACGGUCGAACUUCAAUUGAUCCGCUACAAUGCUACCAAGGAACCCUUCAAGGGUAGCGUUCUCUGGAAUCCCGGCGGUCCGGGAAUUUCUGGUAUUGAGACUCUCGCUUAUCUCGGACAGGACUUCCGCGACAUCAUGGGCGGCCAUCACAACAUCAUCUCAUUUGACCCUCGAGGCGUUGGCCGAACCAUUCCCUUUGCCUGUGGCAAGAAUGCUUCUACUGAGCUCACCCGCCGCAGUCUAGAGCCUCUUCCCCAAGCAGACCUCUGGGAAUAUGUGAAGAACGAGGGCUGGCAGACCAUGCAGGCUACUGCUGAGUCCUGCUACGAAACCCAGCAGGAACACGGCCGCUUCCUCAGCACAGCUUUCACGGCUCGUGACAUGAUGAAGAUCGUCGACGCUCUCGGUGAAGAUGGCAAGCUUCGUUUCUGGGGCAUUUCUUAUGGAACUAUCCUCGGCCAAGUCGCCGCUGCUAUGUUUCCUGAUCGCAUUGGUCGUCUUCUUCUUGACUCGAACUCCUUGGCUGACGCAUACCUUACGUCGACUGGUGUUGGUGGACCGCAUGACGCUGAGAAGUCGCUUGUGCAUCUGUUUGCUGAGUGCGUUGAGCUCGGUACCAAGUAUUGCAAAGUGGCCAACUACUCUGGUAGCAGCACUACUGUUGAGGAUUUGAGAGAUGCUACGGUCGAGACCUUCCAGAAGUUGAAGGACCUGAAGACUCUGCCUGAUGGUCUUUCAUCCAAGGACUAUCCCUACGCCGGCAACUCUAUCUUGAAGCAGUUGAAGUACGGUAUUAUGAACUUGCUAUCAAGCCCUUUCAACUAUCCCUCAGUGGUAGAGAUUCUCUCUUACGCUUUUGAGGGAGACUACAAGAAGGCUCUCAGCGUCUACAAGGAGGAUACAUCCGAGUGGAACCUUGGUACCAACGCAUUCCAGGGUAUUGCUUGCUCCGAGUCAUCGUUCCGUGUCAGCAACCCUGAGGACCUUUACUCCAUGUACCAGGCUCAUCUCGCUGGAAGCUCCUUCGGAGAUGCCAUCGCAGCUGACUAUGUGGCCUGCGCUGCUUGGAAGUUCGACGCUGCCGAGGGCGUUGAUACCAACACGCUCCGAAACGUCAACACAAGCUUCCCAGUUCUCGUUAUCAACAACGCAAACGAUCCUAUCACUUCCCUAAACCAUGCUUGGCAAGUUUCUUCUCGAUUUAGAGAGAGUCGACUGUUGAUUAAUGAGGGAGUUGGGCAUGGAGUCACAUCGCAUGCUUCCAACUGCACUCUUGAGGCUAUUGCUGCUUACUUUGUUGACGGCGCUCUUCCAGAUGUUGGUACGAGGUGCAAGCCCAACAUGCCAGCUUUCAAGGUCGCUCUCCCCAACGCAUAAAAUGGUUGGCUUGGUGCUGCUGCAGAAGACGGUGAAGAUGAGGAUAUGGCUGUAAGACGUUUGUAUCACUAUAUAUCAUGUAUUAAAAAUGUCUAUUCCCAGAAAAAGAGUGAUAACUGCAUACCGCUAGUGCAUCAUCGGCCGCCACUGUCUGUGCCACUUGAUAACCCUGCAAGCAAACGAGACAUAAAAUCCUUUCGAAACGGAGUGGACGGAGGAUGUUGUGAUUCCGUCGUCAACAAAAGAGUCAGGUUAAAAAUAAAACAGCAAAAAGUCUAGCUCGUAUGCUUAUCCAAACAUGCUUAUAUGAAUAAGCGGAGUUCCAGAACCUUAUGGAUCAAGGCAGCCAAGAUUGUGAUACCUGAACAGAAGCGUGACCAACUUUCGAGAACUUUGGUCCAUGUUGCAUUGCAUAUACGUCGUGUUUGACGAUGUGACGCGUAGAAGCAGAAUCAGCGGAUGAACCGGCUCCCGCAUCAUGAGUAUCGUGAGAUUCCAUCAUAACCGGAUUAUCGGCGGGAAAUGCGGGGGAGGAUGAUGUAAACUAUCUCGACGUGGGGUCGGAGUUUUUAGCCGUGACUAAAUUUAGGUAUCGAUGUUUGGAGGUGAUCAAUCGGGAGGCAUGGAGAUGGCCGCGUCAUAAGUUGAAGAAGCAUAGGAUAGGACUUAUGGAUACUCUAAAUGCUGAGGUUUUGAUACAUACACGAGAU
This is a messenger RNA of Fusarium odoratissimum NRRL 54006, 3106 nucleotides long. RefSeq lists its product as uncharacterized. Lineage: Eukaryota; Fungi; Ascomycota; Sordariomycetes; Hypocreales; Nectriaceae. The record is from RefSeq and is a predicted model, not a curated record. The coding region runs from base 753 to 2396 and encodes 547 amino acids. The transcript is spliced from 4 exons.